Messenger RNA from Microcebus murinus (gray mouse lemur), 921 nucleotides. NCBI's taxonomy places the organism in Eukaryota, Metazoa, Chordata, Mammalia, Primates, Cheirogaleidae. The record is from RefSeq and is a predicted model, not a curated record.
GAGAACCUUAACCAGAGAUUCUUAAGCUAUAAUGCACACAAGAAUGACCUGGGGACCUUGUUAAAAUGCAGGGUGUGAUUCUCGCCUGGUAUAGCCUGAUACAUAGUAGGUGUUCAAUAAAGACUUCUUGAAUGGAGGAGUGAACCAGCUGAGAGGGAAGAGGGUGCAUUUCGGACCCCGACGCCAGCAUACAACCCAGAUUUUGCUUCAAAGUGAAUGCGGCUUCAAGGAGCCAUCUUUGUGGUCCUUCCUCACCUGGGGCCCAUCCUGGUCUGGCUGUUCACUAAUAAUCAGAUGUUCGGUUGGUGUAAGGGCCCAAGGAUGCUGUCCUGGUGCCUGCCCCACAAAGUCUUAUUGCUUAUAUGGACAACCACCCACUCUGUCAUGGGCUAUGCCUCCUACCUGGUGUGGAAUGACUUGGGAGGGGGCUUUGGGCGGCCCCUGGCCCUGCCUCUCGGCCUCUACGCUGUACAGCUCACCAUCAGCUGGAUGGUCCUCGUUCUCUUUUUCACAGCCCACAGCGCUGGUCUGGUCCUGCUGCACCUGCUGCUGCUGUACGGGCUGGUGGUGAGCACAGCACUGAUCUGGCACCCCAUCAACAAGCUGGCCUCCCUGCUACUGCUGCCCUACCUGGCCUGGCUCACCGUGACCACUGCCAUCACCUACCACCUGUGGAAGGACAGCCUUUAUCCAGAGCACCAGCCUCAGCCCACAGGGGAGGCGAGUGACUGAGGCCCUGGGCCAGGGGAGAGGAGGGUGGGGAGAUGAGUCUGUAGCCAGGACUGUGCAGCUAGGGCUCAACCCAGUGUGGCCACCCUCCUGGGUCUCCUGGUGCCAUUUUUUCUUAGAAUCCAGAGAAAUGGGAAUGGGGGGGGGAGCUUAUUUUACACUUAAAUAAUAAAAUCCUAUUAGUCACUUUGA